AUGGCGAUGGAUGCUAGCGGGAUACCUCGCCCCCCUCGGCACUUACUGGCUCCUGAGCGGAGACCCACUGUGAUUCUGGCCGACUUACUAGAAAUCGAGGAAAUUGCUAUGAGGAAACUGGGUGAGAUGGAUAGGGCAUCGCUCAUCUACGACAUGUUUGGCUUUAUCAUGCCGAACGCAACGUUUAGUAUGAAGACAAAUGACAAGUUGAAGUCUUAA
Colletotrichum lupini is the source of this 219-nucleotide messenger RNA. RefSeq lists its product as uncharacterized. The record is from RefSeq and is a predicted model, not a curated record. NCBI's taxonomy places the organism in Eukaryota, Fungi, Ascomycota, Sordariomycetes, Glomerellales, Glomerellaceae. Bases 1 to 219 code for a protein of 72 amino acids. The transcript is spliced from 2 exons.